AUGUCCCGUUUCGCAGCUCGUCUCUUCGUAGCCGCUUCUCAACGGGCGACAGCCAGAUCCGCGGCGUUACCGAGGACGAUCCCGGUCUUCAUCCGUCCCCUAUCCACAUCUCAAGGCCUGCAGUCUCUCACACGAUAUGAUGAGACUACAGACUGGCAAAAGAAACUGACCCCGGAACAGUAUGUAGUCACCAGAGAGAAGGGCACCGAGGUGCCCUUUAGUGGGAUCUACCUUAACCAUUCAGAAGUGGGGAUGUACCACUGUGUCUGCUGUGAGGCUCCACUUUUCAGUUCAGAGGCUAAGUAUGAUUCUGGGACAGGCUGGCCGGCAUUCAAAGAGGCUCAUGGGACAUGGGAGCGGGAUGAAAGCCACGCCUCCGUUAUUCGUCGCCCUGACAACAGCCUGGGUAGCACAGGGACAGAGGUCCUUUGUAAAAAUUGUGAUGCCCACCUGGGUCACGUGUUUGAUGACGGACCAGACCCAACAGGUCAGCGGUUCUGUAUCAACAGUGUGGCCCUCACGUUUAAACCCAGAGGAAACACCAAACCUGGCAAGCCCGAGGAAAACUGAUGAAUCACACGGACUUGCCUAAACCAACACACUUCCCGCAUGUUUCAUUGCAGGCCAGUCCUUUUCAGGAGGCAAAAUGAAGGUCCAGAAUCAGAGCAUUCAGUCCAUGGCCGUGACUGAUACAGGUCUAGAAGUGAGAGGCUUUGUGUGGCACAAAGUGUUUUAAUGUUUGAAUUUAAGUGGAAAUGGACUUCCUGAAAGACACUGAACUGAGCUCAGUUUCUUGUUCAAAAACUUUGCACUGGAGAGCAGUCUACAUGUCUGCUGAUCAUACAUUACAUGAUUCACACGAACCCAAACUGUAGACCCUCAGCUCCUUCAGUCACAUCAAUCACUUUUUUUUUUUCAUUUUCGAGUUUUUGAUGGUAAUUCUGUUUUAAUGAAUGUUAACUGAAUGAAGUUUUUUUGGAUGUGUAA
Molecule: messenger RNA, 987 nt
Organism: Chelmon rostratus (copperband butterflyfish)
Lineage: Eukaryota; Metazoa; Chordata; Actinopteri; Chaetodontiformes; Chaetodontidae
Gene: msrb2
Product: methionine sulfoxide reductase B2
Exons: 5
Coding region: 1-570 (189 amino acids)
Biological process (GO): protein repair; response to oxidative stress
Cellular component (GO): cytoplasm
Molecular function (GO): peptide-methionine (R)-S-oxide reductase activity
Source: RefSeq, a predicted model, not a curated record